Chionomys nivalis (European snow vole) is the source of this 3578-nucleotide messenger RNA. It is a transcript of the gene Rpn2, whose product is annotated as ribophorin II. The record is from RefSeq and is a predicted model, not a curated record. Gene Ontology annotation, cellular component: membrane; oligosaccharyltransferase complex. Gene Ontology annotation, biological process: protein N-linked glycosylation. The transcript has 18 exons. Bases 286 to 2232 code for a protein of 648 amino acids. Lineage: Eukaryota; Metazoa; Chordata; Mammalia; Rodentia; Cricetidae.
GGUUGGGAGGCGGUCGGUUCCAAGUGCACCGCGGCGCGGGGGAGACUGCGGGUUCUCAAGCAGCAACCCUGAGAGCGGCUCGCACGCCUCGACAGGACCCGCCACGCCGCGGCUGCUGCGAGCGGCCCUGCCCAGUGCGGACGCCGAGACUGACCUUUGCCGGGAUCCCAUCCCGGCAGCCGGCGUGUGCUGCCGGUCCUUGGCGUCCCCUCCGGCGCGCUCUUGGAGCCACUUUCCAGAGCGGAAGUCUGCCUGCUCGGGCUCUGGUGGGGCCUGCUCGGAGGAAUGGCGCCGCCGGGUUCAAGCGCUGUCUUCCUGUUGGCCCUGACAAUCAUAGCCAGCACCCAGGCUCUGACACCUACCCACUACCUCACCAAGCAUGAUGUGGAGAGACUGAAAGCCUCAUUGGAGCGCCCUUUCACAAAUCUGGAGUCUGCCUUCUACUCCAUCGUGGGACUCAACAGCCUUGGGGCACAAGUGCCAGACGUCAAGAAAGCGUGUACCUUCAUCAAGUCUAACCUUGACCCCAGCAACGUGGAUUCCCUCUUCUAUGCUGCCCAGUCGAGCCAGGUCCUCUCAGGCUGUGAGAUAUCUGUUUCAAAUGAGACCAAAGACCUGCUUCUGGCAGCAGUCAGUGAAGACUCCUCUGUUGCCCAGAUCUACCAUGCAGUUGCAGCGCUCAGUGGCUUUGGCCUUCCCUUGGCAUCCCAUGAAGCCCUUGGUGCCCUUACUGCUCGUCUCAGCAAGGAGGAGACUGUGCUGGCAACGGUCCAGGCUCUGCAGACCGCAUCCCACCUAUCACAGCAGGCUGACCUGAGGAACAUUGUGGAGGAGAUUGAGGACCUUGUUGCUCGCUUGGAUGAACUAGGGGGCGUGUAUCUCCAGUUUGAGGAAGGACUGGAAACCACAGCGUUGUUUGUUGCUGCCACCUACAAGCUCAUGGAUCAUGUGGGGACUGAACCAUCCAUAAAGGAGGAUCAGGUCAUCCAGCUAAUGAACACUAUCUUCAGCAAGAAGAACUUUGAGUCUCUCUCAGAAGCCUUCAGCGUGGCCUCUGCUGCUGCUGCAUUAUCCCAGAAUCGCUACCACAUGCCAGUGGUGGUUGUGCCUGAGGGCUCUGCUUCUGAUACUCAGGAACAGGCCAUCCUUCGGUUGCAAGUCAGCAAUGUUUUGUCUCAGCCUCUGACUCAAGCUACGGUUAAGCUGGAGCAUGCUAAGUCAGUGGCUUCCAGAGCUACUACUGUCCUGCAGAAGAUGCCCUUCACCCUUGCAGGGGAUGUUUUUGAGCUAAACUUCAAGAAUGUUAAACUUGCCAGUGGCUACUAUGACUUCUCUGUCAGAGUUGAAGGUGACAGCCGCUACAUUGCGAACACUGCAGAGCUUAGAGUCAAGAUCUCCACUGAAGUUGGCAUCACAAAUGUCGAUCUUUCCACUGUGGAUAAGGAUCAGAGCAUUGCCCCCAAAACUACCCGGGUGACUUACCCAGCCAAAGCCAAGGGUCCAUUCAUCGCGGACAGCCAUCAGAACUUCGCCCUGUUCUUCCAGUUGGUAGAUGUGAACACUGGUGCAGAGCUCACCCCUCACCAGACAUUUGUUCGACUUCAUAACCAGAAGACUGGCCAGGAAGUGGUGUUUGUUGCUGAGCCGGAUAACAAAAAUGUGUAUAAGUUUGAACUGGACACCUCUGAAAGAAAGAUCGAGUUUGACUCUGCCUCUGGUACCUACACACUCUACUUAAUCAUUGGAGAUGCCACUUUGAAGAACCCGAUCCUCUGGAAUGUGGCUGAUGUGGUCAUCAAGUUCCCUGAAGAAGAAGCUCCCUCCACUGUCCUGUCCCAGAACCUUUUUACCCCAAAGCAGGAAAUUCAGCACCUGUUCCGAGAGCCUGAGAAGAGGCCCCCCACAGUGGUGUCCAAUACAUUCACAGCCCUCAUUCUCUCGCCCUUGCUCCUGCUCUUUGCACUGUGGAUCCGGAUUGGUGCCAAUAUCUCCAACUUCACUUUUGCUCCUAGCACAAUUAUCUUUCACCUGGGACACGCUGCGAUGCUGGGGCUCAUGUAUGUCUACUGGACUCAGCUCAACAUGUUCCAGACCCUGAAGUACCUGGCUGUCCUGGGCACUGUGACAUUUCUGGCUGGCAAUCGAAUGCUGGCCCAGCAGGCAGUCAAGAGGAUCGCUGCAGAGCAGAGCAGUAGAUUGGCAAAAUAUAGGACACUACGAACAGCACACUAGUUCCAGAAGAUUGAAGACCUGACCUGAAGUGGUUGUUGAACAAGGAGUGAAGACGAUUCAUAGUGCGAAGAGAGCAAUGAGGGGAACAAACAGAAAAUGAAAAAGUCUGUUAUUUAAAAAAAGAGAAAGAAGUCGAGCUGUGGCUACACUUUCACUUGUUUUCCACUUUCUGUUUUACAGAGCAGAUGUGUUUGGGUCCAGAUUGUCUGUCCCUUUGUCAUGAUGCCUGGCAAGAUGCUGUGAAUGUCCCAGACUACCCAGAUGUUACACAGAAAGGUUGAAACUGUAAUUCAUCUACUUUGGAAUAAAGAGAAUGGUGGUAGGACAGAGGUCUGGUUGAGAGUUUAUCCCAUUCACGGGUCCUAGAGUGUGCAAUGUGAGGCUGUAACUGGGGCUGGGUUGUUAGUGUCUCAGCAGUCUUUGAUUGGUCCUGCUCAUCUUUCUUAGCAGUACUGAGAGUGCCUAGAAAAGCCUGUGUCCUUUCUGCUCCAGCAAUGAGCACACACUUGUAUUUAGAUCCUUUGUGUUCAACCACAAGGACCUGCUCUAGACUUUUGCAUUGAAUGUUCAGAUUUGGCAUGUAGAGUUGGAAUUGGCUCCAAAAAGAAAGCUGACUGCCUCCAUCUGAUCCUUCUGUGACAAAAUACCAUGUAGUAGGUUGGUAAUUCAGAAACAGUGAAAUAGAUCAUUUAUAAGCAGUAAUAUAGAUGAUGUAUAAACAGUAAAAUUAGUGGAUCGAUAAAUAAUAUAUAACUAGUAAGAUAGAUAAAUAGCUCUUACAGUCCUGGGAACUGUAACUUGAAGGCACUGGGACAUUUGGUAUUUAGUAAGAGAGCCUGUUCCCUCUAGAUGAUGCUGGUGCUGUCUCAGUGUUCCCAGUGACAGAAGGGACAAAAUGACAACAAGCUGAUAACUAGUUCUCCCAGGCCCUUGAAUAAAGGUAUUAAUCCAUGCACUUGUGCGAGUUGCCCCACCUAUUCGUGCAGCUCAUUGGGGAUUUCUUUCAACAUAAUUUUAGAGGGACUCUAAUUGAGACCGUAGCCCUGACAACUUGGGUAAAAAUCCGUUACCCCAGCACUCCUGCAGUGAGACCUGAACACUGAUGGAGCGAUAUUUAAGAACAAAUAUAGGGGGCUGGAGAGAUGGCUCAGGCGUUAAGGGUACUGUCUGUUCUUUCAGAGGACCUAAGUUCAAUCCCAGCACCCACAUGGCAGUUCACAACUGUCUAUAACUCCUGUUCCAGGGAUUGUGACACCCUCACACAGACAUACCUGCAGGCAAAAUACCAGUGUGCAUAAAAGCAGCUUAUUAAAAAAAUAAAAGAACAAAUGCAUAUGACUAGAAUU